UUACGCCUAUCUGGUUAGACUGGUUUGAGUGCUGGUUGCAUGUUAAUGACAUGGUGGCCAUGUUGUCAGAAAGCUACCCUACUCUGUAAAGAGAAUGUAUGGUUUGAGUGCUGCAGUUUCAGACUUGGAUUUUAUUUGAUGUUACCCUCACAACUGCUCAGAGUAGUAGCUAUAAGGUAUGUUGUUGGAAUGAGGGAGUGUUGCUGUGGACAACCAUUAAUUCAAUUCAGAAGAAAGACCUGACCCUGCCCAGUGUAAGUGGAGGCACAUGAAAAUGGCAAAUAAGCUUCAAGGCAAAGGUAGAGUGAAACCCAAUCAUCCCCCUCCUCCGCCACCCGUACCCAGUCCCCAGAGCCUCACCCGAGAGCAGGUAGAGAGGGCGGACCAGACACAGCCAGAUGAGAAGCUCUACAAAAACACUGAGAACCCAGAGGAAGCGCAGCCUGGCCCAGCUGAGGAUCUCUACAUGAUCCCAGAUGACGAGCCUCUGUACAGCAACCCAAAUGAGUUGACCCCCCCUGUCAGUCGCCGGCCGAAGCCUGUCCGUCCUCCGCCGCCAAGUAAAAUAGCUUUACGCCGUUGGGCCUCUGAGGGCACUGGAGCGUCAGCCUACAAGGAAGCAGAGCUCAGGCCUCCUCUAAGGCCUCCUCUCAGGCCUGGAGCAUCAGUCUACAAGGAAGCAGAGCUCAGGCCUCCUCUCAUGAGGCAGACGGAGACGGAAACAGACUCAGAACAGCUCCGGCCUGAUGGCCCGUUAGAGACCACACAGCCUGAUGGCCCGUUAGAGACCACACAGCCUGCGCAGAGUGAUCCCCAGGUUGUAAGCCCUGCCCUGCCUCCAGAAGAGCGUCACAGCAGUAAGGUGCUCACCAGACAGGGCUCUAUGGAGGACUUAAAGGAAGAAGCACAAGUGGAUCCUUUGUAUAUUGAUGUCAUGGAAGAGCCUCUUUAUAUUGAUCCAGAUGAGCUCAACCUCCCGAUCAAAGGCAAACCCAAGCCCUUCCGUCCCCCACCGCCAAGCAGUGCUUCUGUACGCUACUCUCCUUCCCCUGGCCACUCCCCUUCCAAUGGCUCCUCCCCUUCACAUGGCCCCUCCUCUUCCCGUGGCUCCUCCUCUCCCCUUGGCUCCUCCCCUGCCCCUGACUGGUACAAGGCCAGAGUGUUGCAGAGAGGCCAGAGUGGCCCUGGUGACCGCCACACACCGAAAGUCCCCAGUCCGAAACUCAGCUUGUACCCACAGCUGUCUCUCCCAAGCCAACUGCCCACAGCGAGGAGCCCUCAGCAGUCCCUCCAUAACUCAAAGAAAGAGCUGGACAUGCUCAUGGAAUGGUGGUGCACUGCCAAAUGCUGGGAGAACAUGUAUAGAUCUGACAUAGACCACCAAGUGCAAGAGCAAAACAAACAGACCCUUUUCUCGGAAGCUCAGCGGGUUCGAUUGGCUCUCAAUCUCUUUGAGUGCCUCUUGUUCCACCGUGGUCAGAUCUUCAACAGCCACAUCACGCAGCUCUACGGCCUGGCCGACAAACUGGACGAGACCAAAAAGAAGGCCAAGGUGGCGGGCAUCGCGGGGGGCAGCGUGGCCGCAGCCACAGGCAUCGUCCUGGCCCCCUUCACCCUGGGCCUGUCUCUGACCGCCACGGCCAUCGGCGUAGGGGUGGCAGUUAGCGGAGCCAAGGGCGGCUCGUCCACCAUCACCGACAAGUGGUACAGCAGCCAGGAGCGUAAGAAGGUGGAGGAGAUUCUGCAGGAGCACAAAGUCCAGAUGGAGGACGUGGAGGGCUGCCUGCAGUUCAUCAACGCCGGCACCGAGCGCCUGCGCAAGUUCGAGCCCGCCACCGUGCAGGACGUGGACGAGGAGGUCGUGAAGAUGACGAGGGUGGCGCAGAUCUUGGGCAAAAGCCUGGGCGAAACGCAGCCAGCAGCCUCACCCACUAAAGCACUGCAGGGCUUUGCGGCAAGCAUGGACAUUUACUUCCAAGAGCAGGAGAAGCUGAAGAAGAAGGGCUCGGAGACCAAGCUGGCCAGGAAGGUGCGUGAGCUGGCCAAGCAGAUGAAGAGCGGGCUGGACGAGCUGAUGCUGGUGAGGAACAGGAUACGCGCCGCCGUGGAGCAGGCGGAGACGCAAGAGCAACGAUGAAAGGACUAACAUGAAGCUCCUUCUAAACAAGGGCCUUUUUCUACACUGUAUAGUCAUUUCCUGAGUAUUACUGUAGCUGCAAUGUGUAUAAACCGCUGGACAGUGUUUUAUACGAAUUAAAAACAAAAAUGACAUCAUGAAUUAACCGCAAUUGUGUAUUGACCACAGUGCCCAAUAUCCCAAUGAAUCAGAACCAGGUUAGUGCUUUAAUCCUGAAAAAGACUGAAAAAGAGAAAUGCAUUCCCUUGUAUAGCCCACCUCUGUGUAUUAUUAACCUCAUAACUCAAUUAUGCUAAAUCAAUGUGUAAACCUUGUUUAAUAGGUGGGAAAUUACGGUAUGUUUGUUGGCAUUUACCAUUUACUUUACCAUUUACUAGGUUUGGUUCUGAUGUCUACCAGCUCAAGAUGUACAGUAAGCCCACACCUGCUAUAGUUACAGAUCAUUUUAAAUAAUAAUACAAAAAUAAAAAAUAAGAAUAUUAGAAUGGCA
Molecule: messenger RNA, 2627 nt
Organism: Alosa sapidissima (American shad)
Lineage: Eukaryota; Metazoa; Chordata; Actinopteri; Clupeiformes; Clupeidae
Product: lysine-specific demethylase 6B-like
Exons: 12
Coding region: 269-2137 (622 amino acids)
Biological process (GO): lipoprotein metabolic process; lipid transport
Cellular component (GO): extracellular region; membrane
Molecular function (GO): lipid binding
Source: RefSeq, a predicted model, not a curated record